AUGAAGCGGUAUCACAAGAUGGAGAAGAUAGGAGAAGGUACCUACGGAGUAGUGUACAAGGCCCAGAACAACCACGGUGAAAUAUGCGCACUGAAAAAAAUUAGAGUGGAAGAGGAAGAUGAAGGGAUUCCGAGCACAGCAAUCAGGGAAAUAAGCCUGCUCAAGGAGCUUCACCACCCGAACAUCGUGUGGCUGCGCGACGUGAUCCACAGCGAAAAGUGCCUGACUCUUGUCUUCGAGUACCUUGACCAGGACCUGAAGAAGCUGCUGGACGGCUGCGACGGCGGCCUGGAGCCCACUACUGCCAAGUCAUUUUUGUUUCAAAUUUUGCGCGGGAUCUCGUACUGCCACGACCACAGAAUCCUGCAUCGCGAUUUAAAGCCUCAAAAUCUGCUAAUCAAUAGGGAGGGGGUGCUCAAGUUGGCUGAUUUUGGCCUAGCAAGAGCUUUUGCCAUUCCUGUGAGGAGUUACACUCACGAAGUGGUUACCCUGUGGUACCGCGCACCGGACGUGCUUAUGGGCUCGAAAAAGUACUCCACCGCAGUGGACAUUUGGAGCGUAGGAUGCAUAUUUGCAGAAAUGAUUAACGGUGUUCCACUGUUUCCUGGAAUCAGCGAACAGGAUCAACUGAAACGUAUAUUUAAGAUUUUAGGCACUCCAGACGUGCGCACAUGGCCACAAGUAGUUGAACUGCCUGCAUACAAUCCUGAUUUCUGCCAGUACGAAAGCCAACCAUGGUCCUCCAUCUUGCCAAAAUUAAAUGAGUCGGGAAUUGAUUUGAUUUCAAAAAUGCUUCAACUUGACCCAAUGCAGAGAAUCUCUGCAAAGGAAGCACUGACCCACGAAUAUUUUAAAGAUAUCACAAACAGAUCAGAAUUUUUAAACAAUGUACAUUAA
Messenger RNA from Theileria orientalis strain Shintoku, 897 nucleotides. Its product is annotated as cell division control protein 2 homolog. Gene Ontology annotation, molecular function: cyclin-dependent protein serine/threonine kinase activity; ATP binding. The record is from RefSeq and is a predicted model, not a curated record. The transcript is spliced from 6 exons. Gene Ontology annotation, biological process: protein phosphorylation. Lineage: Eukaryota; Apicomplexa; Aconoidasida; Piroplasmida; Theileriidae. Bases 1 to 897 code for a protein of 298 amino acids. Gene Ontology annotation, cellular component: nucleus; cytoplasm.